This is a messenger RNA of Puntigrus tetrazona (Sumatra barb), 2109 nucleotides long. RefSeq lists its product as uncharacterized. The record is from RefSeq and is a predicted model, not a curated record. Bases 138 to 794 code for a protein of 218 amino acids. NCBI's taxonomy places the organism in Eukaryota, Metazoa, Chordata, Actinopteri, Cypriniformes, Cyprinidae. Gene Ontology annotation, biological process: cellular response to lipopolysaccharide; immune response; positive regulation of T cell proliferation. The transcript is spliced from 4 exons. Gene Ontology annotation, cellular component: external side of plasma membrane.
UACUGUUGACGUCACUUACGUCUGAUGUCAUCCGUAGGACGCACAACGUGAUGCUAACACGGAAGCGUAUGUGCUGCUAGGGAGUAUUUAGAGUAUUUCAAUAUAGUUCAAUAUACUAAAAUAAAACAUAUUGAUUUAUGUAUUUAAAAAAUUGGGGCAACAUUAUGUUCUGCUACAUCUUUGUAUUUGCAGCACUCAUAGAUAAAGCAUCUCUGCUGGUGACAGUAUGGGGUUUCGUUGGGGGUUCUGUCGUCCUGCCAUGUUCUUCAGAUGAUUAUGAACAUAAACUUCAAGAUGUUGAUGUGAGCUGGAGACACAAUGGUAGCAAAAAUGUGUGUGAUUUAAUUCCACACAGUAAUUUAACAAAAACACAGGACGUACGAUACAAGAACAGAACAGAAACUUUUCCUGAGGAGUAUAAUCAAAGAAACUUCUCCAUCAAACUCUCUAAUCUCACUCACGCUGAUGCAGGAAGAUACAUCUGCUUCAUCACACCCUCAGAUGAGAUGAAUACUGUGGAGCUGAUCAUCAACGAAAAAUUAGAACCAGUUACAGAAAAUGCAAACAAAACCAUUGAUCAAAAAAACCUAGAAGAAAUCAAACCAGACAGUCUCGAGAAAUCAUGGCUUUGGAUCCUGAUUGGCUUACCCAUACUGGUUCUUUUAAUCAUUGUAAUUAUCUUUAGAAGAAAGAUCUCCAGCUGCCUUACGUCAGGUAAACACGUCCGGGGUUCAGAGGUUCAUGAGGUGAGUCCUGGUCCAGGUUAUAAAUCAGUAACUGCUGAUGGUCUUUAAGCAGUUAAAGCAGGUGAAUGACACAGACAACAGCUUUCUCCUUAAACAAGCAGUCAGAGGAGGAAAGUGCUGCUUUUAUUGUUGCUGAUGCAGUGAGUGUGUUGUUGUAUUUUCUUUGUCUGCACUCUUUAAGACUACAUAGGUCUCUGGAUUGACUUGGUCAAAUAUGAUUUCAGACAAAUUCAAGCAGAUUCAGAACAUUUUUCACAAUCAAAAAAAUAUUGUUAGCUCAUUAAAUUGCUAUAGAGAUUCAUUGUUUUAAAGCUGUUGGGAUAAUUUUGUAGCAAAUUCAUAGUAAACCAUGGCUUUCUGUCACAUUUGAUGAGGUUCACCAGUCAAUGUUCAUGUUGGUAACAUUGCCAAUGCCACACUGAUCUUCUUGCCUUUAAAUGGCCUACUAUCAAAAACUACAUAUUUGUCUUUUAUUCGUUAUGUAUUUAUUGAAUUAUUUAUUUUUUGGAAUGUUUUUUUGGAUGUUUUGAUUCAUUGGUGUCGUUCGCACUGAUAAAGGAUCACCUGAUCCACCUUCUGUAUUGUAACCAAGUGCCAUAUAUAGGCCCCUUUCCACCACUAUUAAAAUAUAAAGUUCAAAAUAUAAGAUAGCAAAAUAAUUCAUAGUUAAAAUUGUCAUAGGUCAGUUCUAAUUAUAGUUUUUUUCUCAAAGUCAGUUUUCUUUUUGUCAAUUUUGAACAUCAUACUUUUGACAUUUAUGUUUUUUGUUUUAUAUAUAUUGUGUAAAUAGGAUUCUGUAGCUCAAUGAUGCAGCUCAAAUCAGAUUCAUCCGUACAUAAUAACAAGUACAUAAAGCUCAACACACAUACCAGAACUUAAUGUUGCUCCUCAAGUACUAUGCUGAAAAUCAAAAAGUUAUAGUGCAGUUUUAAUAACAGGUUUUUUUUUUUUUUUUUUAAUUUUUUAUUAUUUGUACUGUUUUAUUACUUUUUAUCACUUAUGUAAAGUGCUAAGUUAAUAAAUUUGCCUUGCCUCUCCACUUUGGAAAGUUACUUUUAGAUGAAUUUGAACAAAACACGAUUGUGCUCUUAUAUUCUUGCCUUACCCACUAAACUCUCAUUAUAUAAGAUUAUAUGAUAUGUUGAAACAUGGAAAUGCACUGAAAGGAAUAUGAGCCUGUCAAUAUGUUGCUGACCUAAAAAUUCUGUACUUUUAUGCUUUGUAUUGGACCAUAUAAUGAAAAUAUUUGCACUGAAAAUGUUUUAUUUUUGUUCAAAAUCUAAUUCAAUAUUAUCAGGCAUUUACUUGUCUUUCAUUUUAUAUUGAUUGUAAACUUUAAGACCAAAUAAAAUGUCUAAAUAAA